Homarus americanus (American lobster) is the source of this 1468-nucleotide messenger RNA. It is a transcript of the gene ATPsyngamma, whose product is annotated as ATP synthase subunit gamma, mitochondrial-like. The transcript is spliced from 6 exons. NCBI's taxonomy places the organism in Eukaryota, Metazoa, Arthropoda, Malacostraca, Decapoda, Nephropidae. Gene Ontology annotation, molecular function: proton-transporting ATP synthase activity, rotational mechanism. The record is from RefSeq and is a predicted model, not a curated record. Gene Ontology annotation, biological process: proton motive force-driven ATP synthesis. Bases 103 to 972 code for a protein of 289 amino acids.
AAGCCUAAUGGUUCACAAGGCUCCGAAGCCCAUGGUCGAGGCAGGUGGUGAAGCAUCAGACUCCCUCCCGGUGUUCUUCGGGUCGGUCACUGCACAGACGACAUGUUCCGCCGAGCCACCCUUCUAGUCCCUCACAAUGGGCAGCAGCAGGUGCGUGGGAUGGCCACCCUGAAGGCCAUUGCCAUGCGCCUGAAAUCAGUAAAGAACAUCCAGAAGAUCACACAGUCCAUGAAAAUGGUGUCAGCAGCUAAAUAUGCACGAGCUGAAAAGGAGUUGAAGCCUGCUCGGCCAUAUGGUGCUGGAACAGCUGCUUUCUAUGAGAAGGCAGAAGUAAAGCCUGAGGAGGAAAAACCCAAGCGGUUGAUUGUGGCGUGUAGUAGUGAUCGUGGCCUGUGUGGAGCCAUUCACUCAAACGUCUGCAAGCACAUCAAGGCAGAGCUGCUGGCAGAUGCCUCCAAUGCCGCCAUUGUCUGCAUUGGUGACAAGUCACGAGCUCAGCUGGCUAGGGUGCUCUCUCAAAAUAUAAUUGCCCAAGUUGGAGAAGUUGGGCGUAAACCUUCCACUUUCGAAGAUGCCUCCAGAAUUGCUACAUUCAUCCUAAACUCAGGCUAUGACUUUGGCUCUGGCAAACUUGUCUACAACAGGUUUAGGACUGUGGUAUCUUACGACACAUUGGAGUUGCCUUUCUACUCGGCUUCAUCCAUCACAAAUGCAGAGAAGAUCUCUGUGUACGACUCUCUCGAUGCUGAUGUAAUUCAGUCUUAUAUGGAGUAUUCCCUGGCAUCUCUUCUUUUCUAUGCACUAAAGGAAGGUGCUUGUUCAGAACAGUCCUCAAGAAUGACUGCUAUGGACAGUGCUAGCAAGAAUGCAGGUGAGAUGAUUGACAAGCUUACACUGACAUACAACCGUACGCGGCAGUCUGUCAUUACUGGAGAAUUGAUCGAGAUCAUAUCCGGCGCUGCUGCUGUCUAAAGGAUGUUAUUUGCUUCUUAUAUUAAAAGAUCUUGAGAUUGGAAGUUUUUGUGUAUAAAAUGUCACAUGGUCUGCUGUAGAAAGGUUCCCAGCCAUAAAAAAAAAAAUCUUUGAGGCAUACUGUACAUUGGAAUCCGUGCCAUGCAUUACCCCAAUUAGUAAUUCCUCACCAAUGUUAAAACUUAACUACCAGUGUAACAGUGUAAGCUAACCCCAGUGUUUAGUCUGGUACUUGGAAGUUACCCAGAUUGUUGCAUUCUGUACCAACAAGACAAAAAUAUAAUGUGGUGUGUUUGCUGGGUUUCUCGGAAGUAUGUGUCUCAGCCCAAAUAAAUAAUAUGUAGAGUGGGAUUUAUCAAGGUAAUUCUUGCUUUACUCAAACUUUUUGUGUAACCCAGCAAAUAAAUCACAACCAGAAUGUAGAGAAAUGCACCCUGAAGUUAUGUUGUCUGUACAGAUAAAGAUAAUUUUGGUGUAAUAAAGUUGAUAUACAGUA